AUGGUUCGUGUUAAACGUCGUUAUUUUGUUUUUCAAUUUCAUUUUCAUUCAAAACCAUUAAAUAUUAUUAAAUCAUCAAAUAUUCAUACAACAUUUGAAACAAUGAUUGCUCGAUUAUAUGGUGAUAUUGGUGUAGCUCGUUUUAUACGAAAUCUUUCAGUUAUUUAUUAUAAUCCAUCAACACAUACUGCUAUUGUUCGUUGUCUUCGUGAUGAUAAACAUAUGUUACAAACAACAGCAACAUUUAUUUCAAAAUUAAUACUUAAUGAUCCUAUUGAAUGUUCAAUACAAACACUUCAUGUUGGUGGAAGUAUUAGACAAUGUAAAAAAUAUUUAAUUAAUUAUUCUAUUGAACAAUUAUUAGCAAUUAAUUCACAAUUAAUUCAACAAAAUCAAACACAAUUAACACCACAAAUAUUAUUUAAAAGUAAAAAAAAGAAAACAAAUAAUCAACAAAAUCAACAUUCAAUGGAUAUUGAUCAGGAUAAACAAUUAGCAUUACAAAAACUAUUAGCAGAUAGUCGAAUUGAAUCAAAUUCUAUUGUUGUAUUUAAAAAUAAUAAUAUUGAUGAUAAUGAUGAUCUCGGAAAAAGAAAACGAGAUGAUGAAUAA
Molecule: messenger RNA, 612 nt
Organism: Adineta steineri
Lineage: Eukaryota; Metazoa; Rotifera; Eurotatoria; Adinetida; Adinetidae
Source: the annotation of a GenBank genome assembly